This is a messenger RNA of Darwinula stevensoni, 1920 nucleotides long. The record is from the annotation of a GenBank genome assembly. Lineage: Eukaryota; Metazoa; Arthropoda; Ostracoda; Podocopida; Darwinulidae.
UUUGCAGGAGUUAUGGAUGCAUAUGAUAUCUUCAAGAAGCUUAGUAAAGGAGCUCACUUUGACUUCAAACGCUUCAGGAAUGAUGCUGUCAAGCUUAAGAUGAUACCAGACUGGCCAAAGCCACCCCUGGCAUCAGCAGCUGCAACCUCUAAAGAGAUAGAAGAUGAGGGAGAAUCAAAGGACCCAGUUCCUAGUGAUGCAUCUGAUACCAGUCUUUCAUUGGGAGAGGACGAUAGUGGACUUGAGGAUGAGAGUGCAAAUGACUUAGAGGGAGAAGAAGAAGAGAGAGAGGAAGGAACUAGAGUGAGACUCUUGGGUGAUCUUGUGGCCGAUGAUGGCGACAGAAAGAAAAGAAAAAGGAAGAUCAAAGUCCAAGGACCCGAGCACGCAGCGGCGAUGCAUCGAGAGCAGGUGAACAGACUGAAGAAUAUCCACCGCAUCCACGCGUGGGGGUCGGACAUCCCCGAGCCGAUACGGACGUUCGAGGACCUCGGGUCUCACGGCAUCCACGAACUCGUGAUACGAAACAUCACCAAGAUGGGAUAUGAAUCUCCCACUCCCAUUCAGAUGCAAGCCAUCCCUCUCCUUGCUCAGAGGAGGGAAUUGCUGGCCUGUGCCCCAACUGGUUCAGGGAAGACAGCAGCAUUUCUGGUUCCAGUCCUCAGUCACCUCAAAGGACCCGAGAAGAGGGGGUUUCGGGCCGUCAUCGUUGCCCCCACCAGGGAACUCGCUGGGCAGAUUUAUAGGGAGGCCUUAAACUUGGCUGAAGGAUUGAGGCUGAAGAUCCACAUCAUUGAAAAGAUCAGCAAAGCCAUGAAGAAGUUUGGGCCCAAGACAGCUGGAAAAUAUGACCUGUUGGUGACCACUCCAAAUCGGCUGGUGUACCUGCUGAAGCAGGAGCCUCCUGUCCUUUCCCUUGCAAACGUGGAAUGGCUGAUCGUGGACGAGUCGGACAAGCUGUUCGAGGCCGGGCAGCGAGGAUUCCGGGAUCAGCUGGCCGUGAUUUACAACGCGUGCGGGGAUUCCAGCAAGGCACGAAGGGCUCUCUUCAGUGCCACGUUCGCCUUUGAGGUUCAGGAAUGGUGCAAACUCAAUCUGGACAAUCUCGCCAUGGUCAGCAUAGGGGCCAGAAAUGCAGCUGUGGAUACAGUAGACCAGGAGUUGGUCUAUGUGGGGAACGAGCACGGGAAGCUCGUCGCCUUCCGGGACCUCGUCCGCAAGGGUCUCACACCUCCAGUCCUGGUAUUUGUUCAGAGCAAGGAGCGGGCAAGAGAACUCUUCCACGAGCUCAUCUACGAUGGCAUCAACGUCGAUGUCAUCCAUUCCGACCGCUCCAAACUCCAGAGGGACAACGUGGUGAAGGGGUUCCGUAGGGGCAGGAUCUGGGUCCUCAUCUGCACCGAAUUGAUGGGCCGUGGGAUGGACUUCAAAGGCGUGAACCUGGUCGUCAAUUACGACUUCCCGCCCUCCUCCAUCUCCUACAUCCAUCGCAUCGGUCGGACGGGUCGUGCCGGGCGGCAGGGCAAGGCCAUCACUUUCUUCACGGAAGAAGAUAAGGCCAACCUCAGAACGAUCGCCCAGGUGGUGAAGGACUCGGGGUGCGAGGUCCCCGACUACAUGCUGCGACUGAAGAAGCCGACGAAGAAGGAGAAGAGGAGCCUGGAACGCCGAGCGCCCAAGCGGGAGCCGAUCUCGACCGUCACGAGAUACGACAAGGAGAGGAAACUCAAGCGAAUGUAAGAUCCUCCCAAACGAAUCCCUCUUUUUCCAGGUGAAUUUUGGCAAAUUUUGCAACCGAGGAACGUCCUGUGUCUGCAGGAGAGCCGUCGAGAAGAGCCGAGCUGCGAAACGCAAGAAACUCCAGGACUCGCCUCAGGCUUCUUGAUGUGAUUUUUUUUCAAUAAAAUUGUCGAAAUGCCA